CUUUGACCUCCUCUAUUUUUCUUUCUUCUUUACAUAUUUGAUCUUUCCUUUCAUUUCGAAUAGAAUAACAUGGAUGUUCAUCUCAACUAGUCAUACUUCUUUAUAGUAUUCGCAAUUUCCAUUGAUGUUAUCCAUAAUAUCAGAACUUUCACUACUCCCAAAUAAAUGAUUAAUAUCCAUGUUCAUGAAAUUUUAGUUUUUACCAAUGUAUAAAUCUAUAAUGAGACAUUAUAAUUCAUGUUUGCUACACUUUAUCGACUGAUCAAUAAUUUUUGUUUCCCAGUAUUCAUGCCCACGUGUGCCAAAAUUAGUGUGUUGCGCUUGUAUAUAUUCCUCUCUGCCCCAUUUAUUUUACGCAAUAUUCCCUUUUUUUGUGCCCCGAAAAAGAAUAUUUUUCUCUUAGAAAACUAUUCUUAAUAUUCUCAUUUUACCUUAGGGGCAAAGUUAUGUACUGGCCCAAGGGUGGUCAACUGAAUAUCCUUCACCGAAAAUUUUUAUUAUGUAUAAGAUAAAAUGUUAGUUGUUAUUGAUUAAAAAAUAGACUUUGAACACCCUUAAUUUGAACACCCUUAUUGAAUUUCUUGGCUUCGCUGCUGUUUUACCCCUAGUAACACGAUACAUUAGGACUCACAUGUUAUAAAAGUUCAUUCUUGUAUAAAAAAAAUCACCACACAACUAAAAGAAUAAUAUUGGUAGUUGAAUAUAUAUGACUUACAUAUCAAAUAAGUAUAUAUCUUUUUAAAUAUCGUAAAUUUGUGCUGUCAAAAGCCUUGGCAUAAAAUGAAAUAGAGAAAAAUUAUGUUUGUUCAAAUGCCUGUUAAUCCACCAAAGCAACAAACCUUUGGUCACUGUAAUUACUACCCGCUGCUCCUACCGCCCGCUCUGUAAUCACUUUCAUUGUUAGGCAUUUUCUAUUGUACAAGCAUUUACUCCUACCUCAUUUUUCACUAGCUAGUUGAUGGACCAACAUUAUUGUUUUUGCUAUAAAUUCCAUUUCCAUUAUCACCACAUGCCCCCCGUCCUUGUUCCACGAGAUAGCAAACCAAAAUGUCAAAGCAGCUCCUACUCUUCUUCCUCACUAUUCCCUUCAUCUUUUUUUCUUUAGCUCUACCAAUUAUCGGCCAAAGUAUUCCUCCAUCACAAUCACCUUCCAUCGCAUGCAAAUCCUCACUUUACCCAAAACUCUGUCGAUCCCUUCUCUCUGCAUUUCAGCAUUCUCCUUCUAACCCAAAUGACUACAGCAAGUUCUCUGUGAAGCAAUGCCAGAAAAAUGCCGGCAAAUUGUCCAACUUAAUCGCACAUUUUCUUACAACCCAGAAAGGGAGAGCACUAUUUGUUAACACCAAAGAGAUUAGUGCUUUAAAUGACUGUCACCAGCUCUCUGAGCUCACAGUCGAUUACUUAGAGUCCAUCUCCGACGAGCUGAAAGCGGCUGACGGAGCCACAACUUCCGACGCUUUAGUUGGAAAAAUUCAGACAUUGUUGAGUGCGGUGGUGACGAAUCAGCAGACGUGUUAUGAAGGACUGAAAGAAGCAGGCAGUAGCAUGGUGGCGGAAUUGUUGGCGCCGCUGAGCAACGCGGCGGAAAUCUACAGCGUGUCCCUUGGGCUGGUGGCGCAUGCAUUGGGACGCGUAAGGAAACCCAGAAAAACUGGCGGAUUGUUGGCUGAGCACAGAGGAUUGAUGGAGGAAGAGUACUGGGCACGAGAUUCAAGAUUGAUGGCUUCCAAGGUUAACCAAGCAUCGGAGAGGUCUCAUCAAAGGGGUGGAAGGAUUCUUGACGAGUUGGUAGAAAAUGGUGUUCACAUUAAUCAAACAGUAACAGUUAGUCCUUAUGGUGGCUGCAACUUUACAUCAAUAGGUGAAGCCAUUGCAUUUGCGCCUAAUAACUCGAUGAUUGAAGAUGGCUACUUUCUCAUCUACGCGAAGCAAGGAUACUAUGAGGAGUAUGUUGUCGUGCCAAAGAACAAGAAGAAUAUUAUGUUGAUUGGAGAAGGAGUUGAUCUCACUGUGGUUGCUGGUAAUCGAAGUGUCAUAGACGGCUGGACAACCUAUAAUUCAGCAACCUUUGCCGUUUCAGGGGAGCGAUUUGUAGCCAUAAACAUAACCUUCAAGAACCUAGCUGGUCCUUGGAAGCACCAAGCUGUAGCUCUAAGGAACAAUGCGGACCUUUCCACAUUCUAUAGAUGUCGUUUUGAGGGCUAUCAAGAUACUUUGUACACGCACUCUUUAAGACAAUUCUACAGAGAAUGUGAUAUCUAUGGUACAGUGGACUUCAUAUUUGGCAAUGCAGCUGCAAUAUUCCAAAACUGCAAUAUGUUUGCUAGGAAACCAAUGCCAGAUCAGAAGAAUAUUUUCACAGCACAAGGCCGAAGUGAUCCCAACCAAAACACUGGCAUUUCUAUCCAGAACUGCACCAUUCAAGCUGCACCUGAUUUGGCUCAGGAGAUGAAUGGCACGUUAAGUUUUCUUGGCCGGCCUUGGCACAAUUACUCUAGGACUGUUAUCAUGCAGUCGUAUAUAGGAGAUGUGAUCGCGCCCGUUGGAUGGUUAGAGUGGAAUGGGACGAAUGGACUCGAUACCCUUUACUAUGGGGAGUUUGAGAAUUAUGGACCAGGGGCUAAUACAACAACAAGAGUACAAUGGCCUGGUUAUAACUUAAUGAAUGCUUCACAAGCAAUGAACUUUACUGUCUAUAAUUUUACUAUGGGAGAUACUUGGUUGCCCUCUACAAAUGUUCCUUUCUCUCAAGGCCUGUAGUUGGAAUUCCUGUAUAAAUCAGAUAGCUUUAUGUACCUUUUGUUCCAAUUCUUUUCUUCAA
Nicotiana tabacum (common tobacco) is the source of this 2821-nucleotide messenger RNA. Its product is annotated as putative pectinesterase/pectinesterase inhibitor 25. Gene Ontology annotation, molecular function: pectinesterase activity; enzyme inhibitor activity. Lineage: Eukaryota; Viridiplantae; Streptophyta; Magnoliopsida; Solanales; Solanaceae. Gene Ontology annotation, biological process: cell wall modification. The record is from RefSeq and is a predicted model, not a curated record.